AAGUAAACAACAAUUCCUUACUCUUUAAUUGUUUCUUUCAAAAAUUCGUUUGCACUUCGCACCUUUGCUCCUUUCUCUAACAUCAAUUCCAAGAAAAUCAGUGACCAACAAAUGUCAUCACCGGCUCCACCACCGGCCACCACCAACUCCGCCGUGCUCCGCCCAUGGCCGCAGUUCCUAGACCUUUCAGCUCUUAGCCUCCCCAUCUCCCUUUCCGAAUCCUCCUACCGUCUCACUCAGAAUUUCCGCUUUUUCUUCCCAAACUACGUUGUCCUUACUCUCCUCGUCUUCCUCCUCACCCUUCUCACCCGCCCCCUCACCUUGAUAUUCUUCCUAUGCAUUUUUGCCGCCUGGAUAUACUUGGUCUCGCGCGAUGAACCCCUCACUAUAUUGGAUUACGAUAUUGAUCAGAAAAUAAUUGUUGGGUUUCUCGUUGUGAUGACUUUGGUUGCACUUUUGUGGACCAAAGUUUGGUCCAAACUCCUGGUUGCUCUCAUUGUUGGGGCCGUGAUCGUGCUUCUUCAUGGGGUUUUGAGGUCGCCCGAGGAUUCUGUGGAGGAUUCGCCAUAUGGGUCGUUGCUUAAUGCUGUGGAUAGUCCCAGGGGGGAGUAUGCUAGUGUCUGAAAAUUAGGGUUCUUUGGAUUUCUGAUUUUUAGGGGCAUUUUAGUUUUGAAAUUUAGUUCUUUAUUCAUUUUCUAUGUUUACUGUUGCCAUUGUUCUGAUCACAAAUGUUGGAUUAAUGGGAGUUCCAUUUAGUUUUACAGAGUCUUGAUUUUUAUGUCAGGGGAUUGAAUCGAGCGUGUGUUACCCUAUAUGCAUAAUUCUUUUGCUUAUUUGUUUAA
This is a messenger RNA of Sesamum indicum (sesame), 842 nucleotides long. RefSeq names its product PRA1 family protein D. The record is from RefSeq and is a predicted model, not a curated record. Lineage: Eukaryota; Viridiplantae; Streptophyta; Magnoliopsida; Lamiales; Pedaliaceae. Gene Ontology annotation, cellular component: Golgi apparatus; endoplasmic reticulum. Gene Ontology annotation, biological process: vesicle-mediated transport.